CCUAUUUUUUAUCAGAAACAUGGAUGCUUUUAUCGCUGCCAUUCCCGACAGAUCAAUGCGCCUCCACACCACACACAGUUACCAGUUUCUUGGCCUAGAACAGGGCAGAGGACUCUGGCAUGCUUCAAAUCUGGAGUCCGACGUGAUAAUUAGCGUCAUGGAUACCGGUAUCUGGCCUGAACACCCCAGUUUUCAGGACCAUGGUUUUGGUCCAGCACCAGCUAGAUGGAAAGGCACUUGUGAAAGCGGGUACGAGGCCUCGUAUGGUAGAGUCAAUGAAACCCAAAAUUAUAAGUCCCCCAGAGCAGCAAGUGGUCAUGGAACUCACUGCGCAUCAACUACCGGCGGCAAUCUUGAACAGAACGCAAGUUUUUACGGGCUAGCCAGUGGUGUGGCGGCCGGAAUGAGGUACACAUCAAGAAUCACAGUAUAUAAAGUUUGCUGGGAAGAACCUGAUAGUUGCCAAAGUUGUGAUAUUGUCGUUGCCAUUGAUCAAGCAAUUAAAGAUGGAGUGGACGUAGUGUCCAUAUCAUUAGGAGGUGGACAAGCUAACCCAUAUUCUGAAGACAUCAUAGUUCAAGCAGCAUUCCGUGGAAUCCAACGUGGGAUCUUUUUUUCAUUUUCGACCGGAAAUGAUGGCCCGCGUAUAAAUACUGUUGACAACACUGCACCAUGGAUCAUGACAGUGGCUGCAAGCUACAUUGAUAGGAGCUUCCCUGCAAUUGUCAAGCUCGGAAAUGGUCAAAUUUUUGAAGGGAUAUCUUUGUACUCUGGCAAAUCAUUAAUGCUCUGUUUGGUAACUUGAAUUUGAUUGUGUGUAUUUGAAUUUGGAGUGCUCAAAUUCAAUUUUACUGUUUGUUUUUACCUAAAUAAAAUGUAAUUGGAUUUGGAUGAAAUACACGUAUUUUAACCGGGUUAUUCUCAUGAGUAAAUUCCGUGCAUUUGAAAUUCACCCUAAAACCCUCGAAUUUCAAUUUUGAAUUGAAUUUGCUCUGCACUCUCUUCUCACCGACGGCGAUGGGCCUUCACCGUCCGCCCUAACUCUGCCGUUGCUCUCGCUGCUCUCGUUGCUCUCUCACCUUCGCGUCGUCGGCCACUCAACCUCUCCUUGAUAGUAGGUUCUCAAUCGCGCGCAUCUACCUGAGUUUUCAUCAUCUCUCUCGAUAGAUCAGCGCCUCAGGGUUUGGUUGAGCUUUAAUUUGAAUUGGGUUUGUGUGAAAUGUUGGUUGUAAGUAUGAAUUCUUGGUUUGUGAAGUUAGUACCAUUACUGGGUUUCCUAAGAAAAAUGACAUCUGAUU
This is a messenger RNA of Rubroshorea leprosula, 1298 nucleotides long. The record is from the annotation of a GenBank genome assembly. NCBI's taxonomy places the organism in Eukaryota, Viridiplantae, Streptophyta, Magnoliopsida, Malvales, Dipterocarpaceae.